GGCGCCGCCCGCUGCCGUGGACAGCCUGACUGCUGCUGCGUCAGGGGAGUCUGGGAACUCCGGCUGCAGUCUGCGCAAAGACCGUGGCGCAAACAGGAUCCACAGAAGAACCAAACAAGAUCAUGAACGGCCAGCUGCCACGCGCCUUCGAGGAGAAGAAGCCGGUCCUUCCCGCAGCAGCUGGGAGUUCUAAGGAUCCCCCCACCUUGCUGGAGUCCUCCUCCCCCCAUGACCCGGCCUUCUACAGCGUGCUCCACGGCUCGCAGGACCUUUACGCGGCACAGCAGCCGUACCCGGCUCAGCACAUGAACCCGUACGGGUACCACCACUACGGCCUGAAUGGGAUGGGCCCCAGCGGCCCCUACAAGGCAGACUACCCCCUCCCGCACGGUGCGAUCAGGGAGCACGGAGCUUUCUGCAGAGAGGCGCAGACAGCGCGGCAGGACAGCGUGAAAGAGGAACCAGAAAUGGAAGUUCGGUUGGUCAAUGGGAAGCCUAAGAAGGUGCGCAAACCCAGGACCAUCUAUUCCAGCUAUCAGUUGGCAGUUUUGCAGAGGAGGUUCCAGACAGCCCAGUAUCUGGCCUUGCCGGAGCGGGCUGAACUGGCUGCCCAGUUGGGCCUCACACAGACCCAGGUCAAAAUUUGGUUUCAGAACCGUCGCUCCAAGUUUAAAAAGCUCUACAAGAAUGGAGAGUUUCCACUUGGGGAAAUAGCAUGUGAAGACAGCCCAGAUGCCAGCGAUUCUAUGGCCUGCAACUCUCCCCCAUCUCCAGCUGUGUGGGAGAACACGAGCAGCAAUACCAGCAACACCAGCAGCGUCAGAAACACAAGCAGCAUUAAGAACAAUGCAGUACUGGAUCCUGCCAGCAGGGAACAGGGUCUGUAUCAGCCUCCAGUGGGGUCCUCGCCUGCUUACAUGGACGAGUUUAUGCACCAGAACUGGUACCAGCAGCAGCAUUUAGGCUUACCACAGUCAGACCAGAUGCACCACACAGCAGCUCCAUCAGACACACAGAGUAUGCGAGCCAUCUAUUGAUCCAGGAAAUUGGACUCUUGUUAAAAAAUAUAUAU
Molecule: messenger RNA, 1072 nt
Organism: Nematolebias whitei (Rio pearlfish)
Lineage: Eukaryota; Metazoa; Chordata; Actinopteri; Cyprinodontiformes; Rivulidae
Product: homeobox protein Dlx3b
Exons: 3
Coding region: 123-1037 (304 amino acids)
Biological process (GO): embryo development; epithelial cell differentiation; regulation of transcription by RNA polymerase II
Molecular function (GO): DNA-binding transcription factor activity, RNA polymerase II-specific; RNA polymerase II cis-regulatory region sequence-specific DNA binding
Source: RefSeq, a predicted model, not a curated record